ACGAGUCUGACCUGCUGUAGUAGAUGCACAGAUGAAGAUGCUACAGUCGCAUCGGUUAUGUCUCCUGCUCUCUGCCUUAGUUUUCCGCCUGGGCACAGCGGCAGAGCCAGAGGUGUCAGUAUGGGACGUGGAGAUCAACUCGACAAAGGAGGCUGUGUUUCGAAAGACGCUGUAUGCCAACACCACCAUCUACAUGAAGUUCCAGGGUGACACAGCGUCAUGUGAUAGAAACCUGGCCUUCAACAUCAGCUGGUACCUGCGCUCCUCUGUGUGCUACAAUGAGGUCUUUAACACACCUGACAACAAAGCGAACAACAUGUUUGGUAUGGACCACAUGUUGAAGGACGGCUGGAGCGGCUUCUACAGUCAGGGCUACAUGUACUUUGACAACUGCUCAUCGCUCUUCUUACCCAGGACGUAUUAUGCAGACUACAACCCGUAUCAGCCGCUCACCAGCCCAAAGAGCGACCCAUCGAAUCAGAGCCUCAUUUGGCCCGAUAAGCCGGACAUCAGUGCAGUGGCCAAAGCCUGGGAGGACAGUCCGUAUCUCUUCAUAGUGAAGGUGCAGCAUUUGUUCCGCGGAGUUGAGGAUGACGAAUUCGGGGCAGAGCAGUUUAACUUUGCUUUCACAAUGAAAGUUGAGAUGAAGGGACCACAUGACUUCUCUUCUCCAGCAGACUGGCCCCUCAUGAUGUUCUUCAUGGUCAUGUGCAUCGUGUACGUGCUGUUCGGGGCUCUCUGGCUCUUCUGGUGCGCCUGCUAUUGGAGGGAUCUGCUGCGGAUCCAGUUCUGGAUCGGCGCUGUCAUCAUCCUCGGCAUGCUGGAGAAAGCUGUGUUUUACUCAGAGUACCAGAGCAUCCGUUACAAAGGAGACCACGUUCAGGGUGCUGUGAUUUUUGCUGAGCUUCUCUCUGCACUCAAACGAUCUCUGGCCCGAAUCCUUGUCCUCAUUGUCAGUCUUGGCUACGGCAUAGUCAAGCCCAGGUUGGGCACCACAGUACACCGGCUGGUCGCUGUCGGGCUUCUCUACCUGCUCUUCUCCUCUGUGGAAGGUGUGCUAAGAGUGACAGGUGGUUUCUAUGGGACGGUUGCCCUGGUGGCUAAUCUCAGCCUCUCCCUCAUUGACUCCUGUGUCAUGUGGUGGAUUUUCAUCAGUCUGUCUCAAACCACUCGUCUACUGAAGCUCCGCAGAAAUGUGGUGAAACUCUCUUUGUAUCAGCACUUUACGAACACUCUCAUCUUCUCCGUUGUCGCUUCCAUCAUAUUCAUCAUCUGGACCACCAAAGUCUUCAAGCUGGUGGACUGCCAGACGGGUUGGAGGGACUUGUGGGUUGACGAUGCCUUCUGGCGCCUCCUGUUCUCCACCAUACUGCUGGUGAUCAUGGUGCUGCUGCGGCCCUCUGCUAACAACCAGAGGUUCUCUCACUCUCCUCUGAUUGAUGAGGACGAUGAUGAGGAAGAGGCCAAGGAGCCAAUGCUGAAUGAAGCUUUUGAGGGAAUGAAGAUGAGAGGCUCAAAGCCUGACUCUAAUGGCUCCCAGAAACUGUUGAGUAAAGAGGAUGAAGACCUAAAAUGGGUCGAGGAGAACAUCCCUACAACUGUCGCUGAUGUAGCUCUCCCUGUGAUACUGGAUGAAGAAGAGGAAAUCCUCAAAACCAAGAUGGAGAGAUCCAAAAUGGAGUAGGAGCAAAUGCAGGAAGACGGUGUGAGAAUGGGAAGAAAGCAAUGUCACUGAGGCAGCAAUGAAUGCGUUCUGAGUGAUCUGAGUACCAAAAAAAUGUGGGCAAAGCCAACUUGUUCUCUCCAGACACUUUACAUUUUUUAUUUAAUUUCACAGGUAUUGUAAGCUCAGUAAGGUAGAAGCACAAAUAAUGUGUUUGUAUCAAGGGAGUACUGUGCAGUCCGUAGCUGCAUGCUGGUAAUGUUGAGAUCAGCACUCUGGGAGGGGGUGAAACUGGAGCGAUUACACAGCAGAACACUUGUUUAUUUAUUUGUUUCAAAGAUAUUUGUGCAGUGUCACAAACUUGGCCAAAAUGAAGCAGAACAUGGGCAUUUAACAUAAAACCCUUGUGGUAGAUAGAAUAUUUAUCAAAAUUAUGCCUUUUAGUUUUAGACUAAUACAAUAUUUAAGAUUGGAGUUUCUCUGCCCGCUUUACACUGCAAAAGCGACCCAAGCACCCAAAUCUGUUGGACUGUGAGGGCUGAUUUCAAAUCCGUUAAGGUACGAAUUAUGAUUAUUAUGUGGCGGUUGUUUCAGCCAAGAAAUUAGAUGAGUGUAUGAAUGAAGGGGAAAAUAAAUGCUCAAGUUAUUGUGCAUAAUAAGAUAAUAUUUAAGCCAACACAGCAUCGGACACUUGAACUUGAAGUUAUCUUCAGAGAUGUUCUUUGCCAUAACCUAAUGUAAAAAAAAAUGCAGGUGUUUUUAUUGCAUUACAUAUUUAAUAGGUCACAUGAUGACGUACAUUUAAUAUUUAAAUAAGCAACUGUAUGGUAUGAUUAACCAUUUAGCCAGAGAAUUAAAAAAGUGAAGAUAAUUUCUCACAGCUGCACCAACAAAUGUUGAGUAUUAGUUUUAUUGUGAACACAUAACUAACACUUUGUUGUCUGGCUAACUGAGUUAUCCUAAAUAUAGAAUUAAAAAAGUUACUGUUACUCUAUGUAAACACAGCCGCAUCAGUGAAUAUUGAUACUUGAAGCAUAUCACAGUUGUCAGGGUGAAGUGUGCGACAUUUGUGUUUUGGGGAUUCUAGUGUUAACUGGAACACACUGUUUGUGAGGUGGGAGAAUGUAAUCAUGACCCUGUUGGUCAUGAAACUUGUUCAAAGCCAAGUGUAUACUACCAUAACCACACAGUGUCAUCAGAAGUGUUCACGCUCAAGCGUUACACGAGAUCACUUCUCUGAGAUAUCAUCUUAACACAGAACAGUUCAAACAACUGAAAGUAAGACUCUUGUAUUGCUGAUUUUGAAGCUUUUAGUAACGAUGAAAAGCUGCUCGGCCCUCAGCGAGGAGGGAAAACGUUUGAUUCUUAUUAUAAAAACAGGCCAGUUUUAAAGGGCCAGUGUGUAAAAUGGGUUGAAAACAGUGACAUCAGUGGUCAAAUUCUAGAUUGCAGGGCUCACUC
Messenger RNA from Epinephelus lanceolatus (giant grouper), 3124 nucleotides. The record is from RefSeq and is a predicted model, not a curated record. NCBI's taxonomy places the organism in Eukaryota, Metazoa, Chordata, Actinopteri, Perciformes, Serranidae.